AUGACCGAAAAACGCAUCCUCUGCGUGGGACUUUGCAACCUGGACAUCGUCCAGGUGUGCGACAGCUUCCCGGAGGAGGAUUCCGACCAGAGGUCCGCUGCGAGCCGCUGGCAGCGGGGUGGUAAUGCAUCAAACAACUGCACGGUGCUCGCUCUGCUCGGAGCAAACGUGGAACUGCUGGCGACCUUCAGCGGCUCGGAACAUUUCGCUUUCGCGCUGCAAGAUCUGCAGCGCCGUGGAAUCCGGACGGAUUCGUGCACCUUUCACGCGGACUGUGAAAUUCCUCUAUCCACGGUUUGGCUGAGUGCCAGCACCGGGAGCCGAACCAUCGUACACUCGAAUCCCAAUUUGCCGGAGCUAACGCUGGUCGAUUUCGACCGGUGCGAUCUUCAGCGGUACGGUUGGAUUCAUUUUGAGGGUAGACGAACUACAGACGAGAUUGCGAAAAUGAUUCAGGAAAUUAAAAAGUGGAACGAUUCCGUGGGUGCAACUGUAGGAAUUACCAUUUCGGUGGAUCUGGAAAAACCACGGAACUCCAAUCUGUUACUGAUUCCUGACGUCGAUUUUAUUUUUCUCGGAAAGGAUUUUGCCCGUUUUCUGGGGUUUACCUCAGCGCAGACUGCAGUGCGUGAGUUCAAAAAACGCUACCCAGGAAGUUACACUCUGAUCUGUCCUUGGGGAAGCAGCGGGGUUUGCGCGCUGGAUCAAGACGAUAAUUACCUGAGCUGUGGAGUGUAUCCUCCCACGGUGAUCCGAGACAGUCUCGGAGCGGGCGAUACCUUCUGCGCUGGAUGCAUCUUUCAGCUUAACAAGGGUGCUGCCCUGCAGCAGGCCAUCGAAUACGGUUCCCGUCUGGCAGGACUGAAAAUCAGCGAUUACGGCUUCGAUCACCUGAAAUCAAAAAUAGACCAAUUACCGAACUAGGCUUUCUCUCUUUCUACUUCUCAACCUCAACACUUUCCAGGCUAGAUUCGGUGAAACAAACUCUGCUACGAGGGAAUGACGCUUUAUUCUCCAUGUUUUUUUUUUUGCAUUUACUUUCUCAAAGCAAAUUAAAAGGAACAUGUCUUACUCGAUUACCUGCUGCGCUUAGAAUAUCUAACUGUCCUAUUAUAAUAAUA
Molecule: messenger RNA, 1121 nt
Organism: Sabethes cyaneus
Lineage: Eukaryota; Metazoa; Arthropoda; Insecta; Diptera; Culicidae
Product: ketohexokinase-like
Exons: 2
Coding region: 1-924 (307 amino acids)
Biological process (GO): fructose metabolic process
Molecular function (GO): ketohexokinase activity
Source: RefSeq, a predicted model, not a curated record